Messenger RNA from Lymnaea stagnalis (great pond snail), 2183 nucleotides. The record is from the annotation of a GenBank genome assembly. Lineage: Eukaryota; Metazoa; Mollusca; Gastropoda; Lymnaeidae.
UGAUCAAGCUGGGAAUUCUUCAUUUUCUAAAAUUAGAAUCAACAUCAAUACACUAACAGUAAUAAGUGAGUACUAAAAUAAAAGGUUUUUCUAAAAUUGGAACAUGUAUUUAUUGUCCAACAAGUUGUGCAAAUAUGUAGGAAAACUAAUAAACCUCAUGGUAAGAAGAAGUUUAAUUUAUUAAAAUAUUGAUUUUUCCUAUACAGUAUCUGACUCGGAGUUUAGCAAUGUAGAGUCUGGAAGUUUUGUUCCUUAUGCUACUGGUGGAGAUUGUUACAGUUCCAGUAACUGUCCACAGGUAGGCACAAACUGGAGUGUAUUGAAAAAUAUAGCAUAUGAGCCAGGGGCAAGGUAUAGAAGUAGGGGGAAAGACAUGGAAGUAGGAGGCAGUACAUGGAAGUUGGGGAGGGGAUGUCCAUUGAUUUUUAUAUGUUACGUAAACUUUUACCAUAGAAAGUAAUUGCAUUCACUUAAUAUGUAAAUCUAUAAAUAUAUAAUCAAAGUACCAGUAGAUGAUUCCCUUUGUUAUAGAAGAAGCUAAAAGUAUUAAGCAUUUUUACUUUUCUUUUAAAUCAGUUUUAUUUUAUACUAGUUGUAUUUUGUUUUGUUCAUUCACUAGAUUUAUCAUGGUCAUUGGUGUCUUGUGCCUUUCUUUGACACUCUCUCUCUCUCUCUGCAUUCAUUAUCAAACCAGUCUACUCUGCUGUUAUUUUGUUGAUAUCUUACUACUUUUUUUGCUGAUCUUUUCAUAGCAUUUUUUUUAUCCACUAUUUUUUUAUUUCGCUUGUAUUUAUGUGUGUAUCUUGCAUAAGCUGAUGACAUAGCAUUGUUAGGGAAUAGUAGUAAAAACAUAUCAAAAGCCUUUAUGAAUUAGAAGAUGCAUCUCUACAAGCAGGGCUGGAAGUUAACAACCAAAAAAAAAAAUACAAGACUUUUUUAAGAGAAGAAUAGACAGAUGAAGCCAUUAAAAUAAGAGGGCAGCACUUUUAAAAAAGUAAAUCAAUUCAAAGAUCUAGCUUUAUUAAAUGAAAAAGAUGAAGUACUAAUAGAAAUUUUAAAAAAGGGGCAGGCUGCACUGGGCGGGACACUAGAAAGAAUGUCAAAUGAUAGAGCGUUGAAGAGAGUGCACCACCAAAACCCCCGGAGGAAAAUGGCUCAAAGGCACACCUAGGCUUAGAUGAAUGGAUGAUGGGAAAAAAAUAUUUACAGCAGCUGGGAAUCCAAGCAUGGCAAAUACUAGCAUCCUUUAUGUCUGAGUGAAAGGAAGUGGUGAGGCAGGCCAAAGCCCUACAUGGGCAGUAGGGCCACAGGGAUGGAUGGAUGGAUUCAUUAGUUUUAUUUUGUUUGGUCCUUUACUGUUUCUAUUUUUCUUGGACAUUCAGCAGUUGUAUUUUUUGCAGGUAUUCACUAGUUGUAUUUAUGUUUUUUAUAUUUUUGGUCUCUACCAGGGUCAUUUCCGUAUAAAUCUGCUGGACACAGGUUUUAUAGUUUCUGUCAAUACAACAUGGAACCUCCAGGGCAAUCGAGCAUCGCAGAGAAUAUGGAGGUUGAGAGUGAGUAGAAAAGCAGUCAUUGCCUCUCUGUUGUUAUUUGUUUAAACUAAACUAUUGUCAAGACAGGAAAGGCUGGGCAUUUUUUUAGACUUCAAAGAUUAAAUAUUGUCCUAGGAGCAUAUCAACUCAAUUGUUCAGUUUUAUCUUUAAUUUAGAUGCACACUAAGAAAAGAGCAGUAAAAUUAGCACUUUUGAAUAACUCUUUAAAUGCAUUGAAUUAAAAGUUUUUAUUUGCUCCAUAAUUGUUUUCUUUGUUAAAUAUAUUCUAUUUAUGCACUUACUUUGAAAUAAUUUAUAUAAUAAUAUAAUAUAUUAUUUUAUGCAUUGUGACAGGAAGGACAAAUCAUCAAGGGUGUGUGUGGAGGUUAUUGUGGAGUAUGCUCCCCUGACCCCAAAAUUGGUCUUAAACUGGAACUCCUGAGAUGACCUCCUUGGCAAUUCCCAACAUCCGAUCCCAUCUGGUUUCAUUAAUGUCAAUCUUUACACUGCAGCAAUCUAAAUCCACCUGCUAGUCUUCAAGACAGUUUUCUAGCUCAUUAUAUAUUGUUUAUGUUUUAACUAUUCUGUCAGCUGAUAUGUCUGUUCUCAGUCCUAAUGUAAAAAUCUUUUUUUGUGUAUGCCAAAUAUUUC